UAAAGGUAAGGAGCCGCUAUCAGAAAAUUUGUAGAGUAUUAAUUAUGUUGCACCUUCUAGAAUACUAGAACCAUGAGGACAAGGUUAACUCCCAAGUCCUAACCAUGAAGUCCUGAAGCGUUGGUUACAACCGACGGUUGGAGCUGGGCGUGGAGUAAAUUGGAGAUUACUGGAAAUAGGAGACGGACAGACGGUAUCCCUGCCGGCUUCUUCCCUGCGCUACGUUUUGGUCGUCCGCCUUCAUCUCCGCCUCCCUCUGGCGGCCACUUUGCUCCAAUCUGUUCAUGGUAGUACCUGGCCGCAGCAAUGUCAGUUCUGGAUUCGUGCAAACAAGUUCUCAAGAUCCAGAAAUUCCGGAGGCUUGUCUCGUAUAGUGUAUUCUACUGUUUCGUGGCCACUCUAAGCUAUGCUUACACAAGUAACACUACAAGAGCAGGAAUUUCCAGAGGCGAUCAAUUCUAUGCUUCUUUUCCUGCUGGAACAGAGCUGCUGACUGACACUGCAAAGCUGUACAAAGCUGCCCUCGGCUACGUGUUUGAAGAGGAGGAAUGGGGUCCAAUAGAGUUCUCUGUCAUGGCGAAACAUUUUGAUCGACAAGGGAAGUCACCAUAUGCAUAUCAUGCUCAAUACAUGGCGCAUCUUCUUUCUCAUGGACAACUUGAUGGAAGUGGUUCAUAAUACUCUUGAUAACACACAAGUUGAAUACGAUGUUGCAGACUGUUGUCGCUUUCUUGUACUUUUACAUUUCCAAAAGUUAUAAAGAGUUGCUAGUGAGAAACUAUUGUCCUUCUGAGACAAUUAUAUGCUGCAGUUCAGGAUGUAGCUGGUAGUGUUUUUUUCUAUAAACUAUGCUAGCCAUUAUCUUAAAUGAUACACAAGAUGUUUAUGGA
Nymphaea colorata (pocket water lily) is the source of this 890-nucleotide messenger RNA. RefSeq lists its product as uncharacterized. NCBI's taxonomy places the organism in Eukaryota, Viridiplantae, Streptophyta, Magnoliopsida, Nymphaeales, Nymphaeaceae. The transcript has 5 exons. The coding region runs from base 307 to 678 and encodes 123 amino acids. The record is from RefSeq and is a predicted model, not a curated record.